AUGGCUACGGAGUCGCAAGCAGCAGAGCAACCGACAUAUACAGUGCUGGUCAAAGAUGCUCCAAAUUUCGACCUGCCCGCUUACAUUGCGAACUACAGAGGUCGGACUGUGUUUCGUCGCCUGCACCUCAUCGCGUCAUGUUCGACCGUAUUAGCGCAGGAAGCAGCCGUGAUGGCGAUGGCCGAAGCGAAGAAAGGUGCAGAUGUCAAAAACUACCACGAGGCGGUGGCAUUGUUGAAGAGAGUCUUCGGUGGUCAGAAUGUCGACAGUUUCUUGGAUCCAGUAUGGGCAGCCCAGCAGGAGAAAAAGAACACUGCAGAAACUGCUCGGUUAGAAAACGAAUUGAAAGGAUACAAGAACAACCUGAUCAAGGAAAGCAUACGGAUGGGCAACGAAGACCUCGGAACACAUUACUACACGAUCGGAGACCUCACCAACGCCGUCAAGGCGUACUCUCGAAUGCGGGACUACUGCACCACGGCUAGCCACAUUGCCGCCACGGCGUUUCGAAUCAUUGCGGUCGCGAUUGAACAAAAGAACUGGCUGGCCGUACAGUCUCAGGUACACAAGAUCCGGAACCUACAGAUGAAGGCCGAAGAUGCGAAGCGAACGUUUCCAAAGAUGCAAGCGGCCAUGGGACUGCAACAAAUGUCGAUGGGCGAAUAUCUCGAAGCGGCGCUAACAUUCCUCAACAUCGACGCCACCAUCUCAGACAGUUACAGAGAAGUCAUCAGCAGCAAUGACAUCGCCGUUUAUGGUGGGCUCUCGGCUUUGGCGUCCAUGGACCGUCCCGACCUCCAGGCCCGAGUGCUGGAGAACCACAGUUUCCGGAAUUUCCUCGAACUUGAACCUCACAUUCGCAAGGCCAUCAACUUUUUCUGCGCGACAAAGUACAGCCAGUGUCUACAGAUUCUUGAAUCCUACCGGGCAGACUAUCUGUUGGACAUCUACCUGCAGCCUCUGGUGUCUGACAUCUACAAGAGGAUCAGGACGAAGAGCAUCAUUCAAUAUUCACUGCCGUUCAGCAAAGUCACUCUGGCCAGCAUGGAAAAGAUGUUUGGCGAUCCUCCGUACCAGUCAACCUUCCUUGAAGAGAUUGAAGAGUUGAUCAAUGAGAGCAAGUUGGACGCCCGCAUUGACCUUGAACACGGCACGUUAAAUGCCGUCCACCAUGAUGCACGGGCCGAGAUCCAACAAAAUGCAAUCGACACGGUCGAACGGUUUAUCCGCGAGGCUCGGAUGAAAAUGAUCAGAAUGCAAAUCAUCGAUGCAGGGCUGGAAGUGAGGCCACCUUCCAAAAAGAAGGUAUGGAACUCGGACCAGUCUGACGCCGUUAAUUACGACGAUAUCGGUGGUAGCGGUACCGGUGGUGGUAUGUCGUCGGGAAAUCUCGUUGACGUGGGUGCUGGCUCGGGACUGGCAGCACGACGGGGUGGAUAG
This is a messenger RNA of Exophiala spinifera, 1440 nucleotides long. RefSeq lists its product as uncharacterized. The record is from RefSeq and is a predicted model, not a curated record. Lineage: Eukaryota; Fungi; Ascomycota; Eurotiomycetes; Chaetothyriales; Herpotrichiellaceae. Bases 1 to 1440 code for a protein of 479 amino acids. Gene Ontology annotation, cellular component: COP9 signalosome. The transcript is spliced from 4 exons.